Stegastes partitus (bicolor damselfish) is the source of this 2847-nucleotide messenger RNA. RefSeq names its product zinc finger and BTB domain containing 39 (gene zbtb39). NCBI's taxonomy places the organism in Eukaryota, Metazoa, Chordata, Actinopteri, Pomacentridae. The record is from RefSeq and is a predicted model, not a curated record. Gene Ontology annotation, cellular component: nucleus. The transcript has 2 exons. Gene Ontology annotation, biological process: regulation of transcription by RNA polymerase II. The coding region runs from base 1 to 2178 and encodes 725 amino acids. Gene Ontology annotation, molecular function: protein binding; DNA-binding transcription factor activity, RNA polymerase II-specific.
AUGAGGAUCCGGCUGCAGGGUCCCGGUCACGCCGCCGGCCUUCUCACUGAGCUCAACCGCUGCCGCCAAACCCGCCUGUACUGUGAUGUUUUCCUUCAAGUUGGAAACCGGACCUUCGCGGCCCACCGGGCGGUGUUGGCCUGUGCCGGGACCUACUUCCGUAACCUGUUCACCAGAACGCCGGCCUCGUCCAGCGCCGCCUUCUCUCUGGAGUUCAUCUCGCCGGCCAACUUUGAGAAGGUGCUGACAUUCGUCUACACGGGGGAGAUCCUGACCGAUCUCAUCGACGUCGGGGUUCUGUACGAGCUGGCCGAGAUGCUGGGUGUCGGUGAGCUGGUCAGGGCCUGUCACGCCACCUUCCCCGACCUGCAGGCUUCUGUGACUGCAAAGUGUAAAUCCAACAGUCCUGGAGACCUCGGGCUGGACUCCAGCAUGGUGAGCGCAGCGUCCAGAGUGGCUGCAGCUUUCAUACCUGCGUCGUCCAUGUGUUCGUCCGCCACCUCCUGCUCCUCUCUGUCUUCAUCGGCCGGUCCGUCUGCUGCUCCGACUCCGGCUGCUCCUCCCUCGCCGGUCUUCCAGCCCAGAGGAGCCAGACUGGGCAGCGAAACCCAAACUGGAGCUCUGACUCUGGACCUGAAGGCAGAAGACGUCCAGUCUCACAUCGGCUAUGGACAGAUGGCAGAGCACCAGCUCCCAGGUCUGUUAACCAGCAGCAGCAGCCUGUCCAGUCAGAGCGAAGGGAUGCUGCCUCCUGCCCCGGUGCUCCAGCUGAAGACCGAGCAGGGCCUGGAGGCAGGAGGCAGCUGUGAGGACGCAGACGGCCGGAUGGUUUCUGAGAGCGUCAGUGGCGGUAACCCUGCACCGUCCUCCUGCUCCCUCCCAGACUCCUCGGCGCAGCUCGGAGCCGAUUCCUGCACCCCGACGUCGUCCUCGGGUGAAGCUCUCGGCGACCUGCAGGUGGCGCCGGUGGAGGAUGUUCAGAGGGACGGCAGGCUGAUAUUCGGGGAGGUGGAGGGAGGAGAGGCCGGGGGAGAGAGGGAGGCGAACGGAGCGAUGGAGGCGACGGAGGAGGAGCAGUGGAGGCAGCUGGCGGGAGACAUCAUCGAGCUGAGUGACGACGAGAACUUCAUGGAGGAGGCAGAGGAGGAGGAGGAGGACGAAGACGACCUGGUGUGUGUGGAGAACGGAGGGAAUACGAGCAGCCAGAGCGUCAGAAGCCACCUGCUGGCUCACGUCUGUCCUCAGAGCCUCACCUGCUCGGUGUGUCACCUCCCCCAGCUCUCCCUCUGCUCCCUGCUCUACCACGCCCUCACCCACCUGUCCCUGCCCGUCUUCUCCUGCCCUCACUGCGCCCGCUGCUUCGUGGAGCGCCCCCUGCUGGACCGACACAUGGCCGCGCACGCCGAGGAGGCGGCGGCGAAGGAGAGGGAGCGCUGGGCGCUGAGGGCCUUCAAGGUGGGGGCGGAGGGAGUCGGCGGAGGAGGAGGAGGAGGCGAGGCGGAGGAGCUGCACUGCUUCCUGUGUCCGCAGACCUUCAGGUCCCCGUCGGCCUUCCAGUACCACCUGGGCCUGCACUCCACCGAGUCGCUGGGCGGCGCCGGAGGAGGCGUCGGGGGUCAGGGCUGGUCGGGCAAACGCAAAGCGGAGCAGCCCCUGGAGGGAGCCUCCUGCCCCUCCUCGUCUCCGCGGGACGUAGUCAAAAUGAGCAGCCUGGGUUUAGGGGUCGGCUUCAGCUUACCCGAGAAGUUCUUCCCAGGCCCGACCCACAACCUGUUCCCUGGGGUCCGAGCCAACGGGGGCUCCGGGCAGGACGGGGCGGCGGUGGCGGCGGGGGUCCGGGUGAAGUGGUACCGGUGUCGCUACUGCGGGAAACACUUUGCCCACUCGGGGGAAUUCACCUACCACCUGCGCAUCCACACCGGGGAGAAGCCCUACCAGUGCAAGGUGUGCCUGCGCUUCUUCCGCGGCCGCUCCACCAUGAUCUGCCACCUGAAGACGCACGCCGGCGCCCUCAUGUACCGCUGCACCGUCUGCGGCCUCUUCUUCUCCACGCUCAAGCUGGUGUCGUCGCACAUGGAGCUGCACAAGGACCACCUGCCCCCGGACUUCAACAUCGAGCAGACCUUCAUGUACAACGACCACUCCAAGGAGCCGCUGGCCGCCGCCGUGGACGCCUGACAUCCGUCCUCAUGGACCACAGACUGCUCACAGCAGACCAGGGCUGCAGCUGGAGAUUACUGUUAUUACUGAUUAUAUUUUUUAAUCAAACCUUCAGUAUUUAAAUCGUCCAGAAUGUUUUUUUUAAAAACAUCCAAAGUUGCGUCUUCAAAUUUCUUCUAAAUCCAAAACCUAAAAAGUUCUUGCGUUUUAGAAGCCAGAGACUCGUCGGCAAUUUUGGAAAAUAAUUUCUAAAUAAAGAUUAUUUUUUAUUGUUUAUUUUAUUUUAUUUUUUUUACAAUUAUUUCAUUUUUAAUUUGUAAGAUUUAUUUUUUUUUAAUUCCAGUAUUUCAUCUAGAAACUGCCUCCAAAAUUCCAAAACAAAAUUAUGCAAAAAAUAGUUUCUGACUAAAGAUUUUUGUCGUUAUUGAUUAUUUUCUGGAUUUGUUAAGCCUUUAAUUUGUAAAAAAAAAAAAAAAGUAAUAAAAAAUAAAAUAAAAUAAAAAAAUUGUUACUUGAACACAAAAGUCUGCAAACGUUCACGUUGUAGAAGCUGGAACCAGAGAAUAUUUGGUGUUUCUGCAAAAUAAUUCCUGCCUAAAGAUUGUUUUCAUUGCUGAUUAUAUUUUUGAUUAUUUAUUUUUGCUUUUAAAUGUUUAAAAAUAUCCAAAUUUGCAUCUUCAAAUCACC